AUGCGACCGCCCGAAGAGACAUCAUUCGCCCAGAGAGAAGAGAGACGGAGAAGAAGCUCUUCAGUGGUAUUGAUGGAGCAGGAGGAGACCCGACCACCCACACAUCCACUUGCAAAUCUUUUGGCCUCAUCGACCAUCGGCACGAACCACAAUCAUAUGGUUGUCCUGAACGAUGAGCUUGCACCAAUAAGGCUCCAUCGUAUGAGGCUUUCCCCACCACCGUCGCCAGCGAUUGAGUCUGCAAUGGUCAUCCAGGAUGAUACACAGCAGCUAAUGCUGCUCUCUGCACGUAGAAGUGAUAAUCAGGCAUCGUCUACACCUGCCUCGCACAGAGGGAUAUCUUUGAUGCAAUUUACGUCAUCUCCGGUGUCCACCUCCUCAGGGUCGAGCCUUGGCUCAUCUUCGUUUACUUCUUUGACGCAAGCGACACUCUUUGAGCGUGAGGUGCACGGUCAGGCACGGGCGCUUCUCAAUGGCGCGCAAAGAUCCGCACAGGAUGAGGACAACUAUUUUCAGGCCAACGGUAGGACCGUGUUCUCACAUUCUCAGAAUGAUGAAAAUUUUCAUCCUCAUCACCGCCUUUUAGCCGGUUUACACAGUGGUGAUAAUAGCAUGUGUUCGAUUGGAUCAAACUCCUCGUGUUCUACGCUAUCCUCUAUUCUUAACCAGUAUGCUGAACCUACAUCGUCGGCAACGAUUCUGUCCUCCAAUGAAGAAGAGGACGAUGACUUUGAUGAAAACUCCCCAUCAGCACUGGCGGCUUUCUUCCAACAACUCAGUCUGGCCACGAUGGGCAGUCAUGCCCAGGUGAUCUUUCAUGAUGACCUGCUGUCCUUUAUUCUGUCACAGCGUGUGCUGGAGCGCUCUGCAUUCGCGAACAACGCGCUUGUGGAGGCAUUACAGCUCUAUCUCACACUGCCGAUUGAAUGCACAUGUGGCAUCCCAGACGACCACUGGACACUUUCAGCAUGCAAAUGCGCACAACGAGCAAUCUGGCAGCUCAAGGAGCGUGUGUCGGACGCACCGCAGCCGCCCAUCCGAUGA
This is a messenger RNA of Mitosporidium daphniae, 1044 nucleotides long. RefSeq lists its product as uncharacterized. The transcript has a single exon. NCBI's taxonomy places the organism in Eukaryota, Fungi, Microsporidia. Bases 1 to 1044 code for a protein of 347 amino acids. The record is from RefSeq and is a predicted model, not a curated record.